GAUCUUCUUUGCGUGUAAAUAUUGUGAAAGAUGCAGUCGAUGCUUGCGCGUUCCUCUGCGGGCGCCUCUAUUGCACGACCCAAAUGUGCAUUCAGCCGUCAAAUAGUGGCGCCUAAGCCCGCGGGCGCUCCUGUCGCGGGGCCAUCAAACUGGUCGCGCGGUCAGCUGGUGGUGGUCUCGGGCCGGCGAGCGGCGAAGAUUGCCCUGCGCAAGGGUAAAUCCGACGCCAAGAAGUCUAAGAUCUACGGGCGCAUUGGCAAGAAGAUCAUCCAGCUCGCCAAGGCCGGCGGCGCCGACCCCGCCACCAACGCGGCGCUGGACACGCUGCUGCGCCAGGCCAAGGACCUGGGGGUGCCCAAGGACAUCGUGGAGCGCAACCUGAAGCGCGCCACCGACGCCAAGCAGGGCGACUACCAGGAAAUCACGUACGAGGCCUAUGGCCCCGGCGGCACCGGCCUGGUGGUGUUCUGCCUGACCGACAACGUCAACCGCACCGCAAGCGAGGUCAAGCCCACCGUCACCAAGGCCGGAGCCAAGGUUGCUGAGCCGGGCUCGGUGCUGUUCAACUUCCAGCGCUGCGGCAUGAUUGUGGUGGACGGCACCACCGAGGACGCCGUGUUCGAGGCGGCCAUGGAGGCGGGCGCCGAGGACGUGGAGCCAGUGCCGCCCGAGGAGGACGGCGCGCCCAGCACCAGCUACAAGCUGUUUGUGCCUGUGGAGGCGUUCUCCUCCACUAAGACCGCCAUGCGCGGGCUGGGCUUCUCCGUGAACGAGGAGGACAGCGACCUCGUGUUCCGCGCGGCGGCGCCCGUGGAGGUUGACGACGAGGCGUUUGCUCGUAACGAGGCGCUUGUUGAGAAGCUACUGGAACUGGACGACGUUGACGCCGUGUUCACCAACUGCGACGGCCUGGUGGCGUAAUGAUGCGUGACGUAAUUUAUUGGGUGUGUCGCAUGUGUCUUGUUGCGGGGGUUUGGGGUGGUCACUAGACGGGUAGCGCUGCCUAACGUUUGUGUGUGUGUGUGUGUGUGUGUGUGUGUGUGUGUGUGUGUGUGUGUGUGUGUGUGUGUGUGUGUGUGUGUUAAAAAACGAAACGAAAGCCCGCCCAGACGACGCCGGAGUUACUUACGGAUACCUACCAAUUUACCGAGCGUCGCGUGGUUGCCGUCACCCAGGUAGUCAUACUUACCCGCGAUAAGCCUGUAACCCCACGGGCGACCAUUCGGCCUGACCCCGCGAUGCACCUGUAUGCGUCCAUGCUGUGUGUGUGUGUGUGUGUGUGUGUGUGUGUGUGUGUGUGUGUGUGUGUGUGUGUGUGUGUGUGUGUGUGUGUGUGUGUGUGUGUGUGUGUGUGUGUGUGUGUGUGUGUGUGUGUGCAAGACUCCCUGCGUGGGAAAUCGUGUGUGUGUAUGUAUAUGCACAUGCACGCCCCGGAUUGCGGGUGUAGCCGAUAACGCGGAUACCGUGUACGGUAUGUAUGCAUGUGCGCAAGGUUAGGUCUUAGGAGACGUGUACGGUGCGCACAAGAGUGGAUGCUGGUAAGCGCCCAAGUCAAAGAGGUGUGGUGUGUGCUGUAUAGCAAGCGCCAGACCGAGGAGGACAACGACAGCACAUUGUUUGGUGCGCUUGCAAGAAUGAAGCGAGCUGCGCUGCUGCAGUCAGAGCCGGGGCCCGGGUGCGCCAGCUGUACAUGGCGCUGUGUGGCCCGCUGGGGACAGACACGCAACUCAGGAUGGAGAGGCACGCAACUGCCAACUGUCUCGAAGGCACCUCACGGUGGGAGGGGACAGGGUGAUAGCGUGAGCGCGGCAUGCGAGUGAUGCGACCAUGCAUGUGCCGCACAUACCGUAUACGCUAAAUGAAGUUUAUUCCAAGCUACCGUAUAUUACAGCUUGUCAGGACGGUGAAGCAGAGGGGAGGAGAACGCACAGACUCACGGGCAACGGCAGAGUUUUGGUACGUGGGCCGACAGCCGUGGACUGAGCAAGACAGCCCCGCGGCUUGCAGAGUACGACGCUGGUCACAUUGCACGUGCGGAUCAGCAGAACUACCGUACAAGCCUCGAU
Messenger RNA from Chlamydomonas reinhardtii, 2066 nucleotides. RefSeq lists its product as uncharacterized. The coding region runs from base 31 to 921 and encodes 296 amino acids. Gene Ontology annotation, cellular component: chloroplast. Lineage: Eukaryota; Viridiplantae; Chlorophyta; Chlorophyceae; Chlamydomonadales; Chlamydomonadaceae. The record is from RefSeq and is a predicted model, not a curated record. The transcript is spliced from 7 exons.